Messenger RNA from Herpailurus yagouaroundi (jaguarundi), 2283 nucleotides. It is a transcript of the gene UPF3A, whose product is annotated as UPF3A regulator of nonsense mediated mRNA decay. The record is from RefSeq and is a predicted model, not a curated record. Gene Ontology annotation, biological process: positive regulation of translation; nuclear-transcribed mRNA catabolic process, nonsense-mediated decay. Gene Ontology annotation, molecular function: telomeric repeat DNA binding. Gene Ontology annotation, cellular component: nucleolus; cytoplasm. Lineage: Eukaryota; Metazoa; Chordata; Mammalia; Carnivora; Felidae.
CAGAGACGGUUCCGCGGCGGGUGCGAGAUGCGCUCAGAGAAGGAGGGGGCCGGAGGCCCAGGGGCUGCCGUUGCUGCGCGGGGCCCGAGCGGGAGGGAGAAGCCGUCGGCCGUGGAAGUCCAGUUCCGCCGGGAGUCGCCGCGGCGAGAACCCGAGGCGCCACCAGCCUCGUUCUUCGUUUGCGGGGACGGCAUUUGCAAACAUCGCGAGGAGAAGAAAACGGUCCUGAGCAAGGUGGUCAUCCGGCGGCUUCCUCCCAGCCUCACCAAGGAGCAGCUGGAAGAGCAGCUACACCCACUGCCGGCACAUGAUUACUUUGAGUUCUUUACUGCCGAUUUCAGUCUUUAUCCUCAUCUCUACUCAAGAGCAUACAUUAAUUUUAGAAAUCCUGAUGACAUCCUUCUUUUUAGAGAUCGUUUUGAUGGAUAUAUCUUCAUUGACAGUAAAGGCCUAGAAUAUCCUGCAGUGGUAGAGUUUGCCCCAUUCCAGAAGAUAGCCAAAAAGAAGCUAAAGAAAAAAGAUGCCAAAACCGGAAGCAUUGAAGAUGAUCCGGAAUACAAGAAGUUUUUGGAAACUUACUGUGUGGAGGAAGAGAAAACGAAUGCCAAUCCUGAAACUCUUCUGGGAGACAUGGAGGCAAAGACAAGAGAGCUUAUUGCUAGAAGAACCACACCUCUUUUGGAAUAUAUUAGAAAUAGAAAAUUAGAGAAGCAGAGGAUUCGAGAAGAGAAGCGAGAAGAGCGAAGGAGGAGGGAGCUGGAGAAGAAGCGCUUACGGGAAGAAGAAAAGAGAAAAAAGAGAGACGAGGAGAGGUGUAAGAGAAAAGAAGCAGACAAACAGAAGAGAACAGCAGAGAGAGAAGUAAGGAUUAAGCUUCUUAAGAAACCAGAAAAGGGAGAGGAACCAACCACUGAGAAGCCAAAAGAAAGAGGAGAGGAAAUGGAUACUAGAGAUGGAGAACAGGAGUCCUGUCCUGGCUGUGCUGCCCGGAAGCCCAUGCCCUUGGGGAGCUCGCUGGAGGAGCCCAGGGAAAAGUCACAGAAUGAGAGCAAUGAAGAGCAAAGGGAGUUGGACCGAAGAUUCAGAGAAAAACACCCUGAAACACAAAGAUGCCACUUGGAUGACAGUAGAAAGCAGAGAGCUCACUGUGAGUUUGACACGUUUUCGCGGAGAAAUGAGGAGGAGCUGAGAUGGGGGAAAGGAGCCCCCCCCGACAGAGGGAAGAAGGGGAGCCAGGACAGUGGCAACGCUGUGGAGGCAGCAGAGCGGCCCGGGAAAGAGCAGAGGAGUGAAGGUGGCCCAGCAGCCAAAAUGGAGCGCCCAGGAAACAAGGAUCGGCCGGCCUUGCAGCUGUACCAGGCAAGAGUUCGCAUCCGAGCACGAGAAGGUGGUAGGGGAACCUCUGUGGAGUGCCCUGGCAGGAACAAGGAUGAGGCUGAAGAUUCAGCACAGGGGGGUUCCCAGAAGAGCGAAGAGGCGGGGUGAGUCAGCGCACAUGUUUGGGACCUCCCGUUCGGCAUUCUGUGGGUUAGAGAGGGCAUUCUGGAAAUGUACAAAUCAGCCUUGAAUCUAACCUGCAAAGUGAAUUUACUCCUUAUAAAGAAAUCAGAAACUAGAAAUAUAAAUGUGGCAUAGAAACAUCUAGAAACCAUUUUUAAGAAAGAAGCAAUCUUUUAAAAAAUUGAAAAGUUGUCAUAGAUUUUAUUAUUUUUAGUAUAAAGUAGUAUGUAUCAUUUAGCCAAAAUAGCCUGUACUUUGAGUUCUACACAUUUGUAAGUGAUCUGUUGGGAUUCAUAUCACGUAGUAUGUGAGCUAUUGUUCGGGGGAAGGGAGGGCUCUCAUUCCAUUGUAACUCGGUGAUACAGACACCUGUGCCAUCUGUCCUGAAGAUUCCCCGAAGUCUGUAUUGUGUUAUAGCCCCUGUGAUAGAACUUAACACUGUAUAAAAUCUGACAGCUUUAAGAAUUGCCCUUUUAGCAAUGUGGCCACUGACUUUUUUCACAGUCUUUUGGUGGAUGUGCUCAUGGUUUAUAACCACCGUAAUUUAAGGGUUGCUGAGACAACGUAAGGGCAUUAUUUUGGGACAAGGAUAACUUAGUUAUGGCAUCUAGGGUUUUUCUUUUCGCAGUCUGAGGCAGUUUUAUUUUGAAAUGACUCAUUGGAACUUUCUGCAGUUACGUGUUCUACAGUAUUUUUUAAUGUUAGUGAAAUUUUUAAACAUUAAUGUAUUUUUGGCACUAUGCUUUGAACCACUUACUAAAUAAAAAUUUUAGUUGCUAUGAA